AUUGAAAAAAAAAGGAAUAAAAACCAAUAAAGAAAAAUAAAAAAAUUGUCAAAUCAUUUUACUGCAGAUUACCAUAUACAUAUAAGUGAAUAAUAUACCUCUGACAGCCGCGACAUACAAGCAAAAGUGGAAAGGGUUGAGCAAAAACACAAACAUGAAUAGCUUAUUUAAUAAAACUAUAAGAUUUAAGAGCUUGCGACGGGCAAUAGCUCCAUUAACUAUUGUGAAAAAUUGUGAUAUUAUCGAAAUUAGGCAAUUCUCGAAACAGGGAUCAAAUCUCGCAAAAUUAGCUGAAGUUGGACGCUUGGAAUCUGCGAAGUUAGAUGGCAAAUACGAGACCGGCCAAUUAUUUCUUCACCGCAUUUUCGGUUACCGCGGUGUUGUGCUUUUUCCAUGGUCUGCACGAGUUUAUGAUAGAGAUCUACAUAAUCCGAGCAAACAGAAGCAAAGAAUAAACGCUGAUACGGCUUCAGCUGCAGCCCUCGGUAAUGAAAAAGGAAAAAGUACAACCAGUACCCAUACAUCUACUACAGUAGCCGGAAACACGACUCAAGAAGAGCGAAGCACAGAUGUGCAGUCAACUAGUACAGAGGCAGUCGGAACUAACGCUGAAACAUCUGCGAAAGAAGUGAAGGGCAAAGUUCAUACGUUCUAUCAAGUUUUGAUCGAUUCCCGCGAUUGUCCUUAUAUUCGCGCUCAAACUGAAGCGGUCACAUUUUUAGGGAAUCAGGAUUCUAACCGAAGUCUUUAUGCUAUACCAGGACUCGAUUAUGUUGCACACGAUGACAUAAUGCCAUAUUCAUCUGGAGAGAAGCAUCCCCUUCAACACGAACUCUUCGACAAGUUUCUGACACAUAUUCCAGGCAAAGAUCCGCCUUUUGAAGGACAAGAUACAUUAAAGGCCUGGCAGGAGAAAAACCAUCCAUGGCUGGAACUGAGCGAUGUGCACAAAGAGACAACAGAAAACAUACGGGUAACUGUGAUACCAUUCUACAUGGGAUGUCGGGAAACUCCUGCUUCCUCUGUUUAUUGGUGGCGCUACUGCAUUCGUUUGGAAAAUUUGGGUGUGCUUAGCGUGCAGUUACGGGAAAGACAUUGGCGUAUUUUCUCUCUUUCAGGCACACUAGAAACUGUACGGGGGCGCGGGGUUGUAGGACAGGAACCAAUACUUAGUCCAAGACUACCAGCGUUCCAAUAUAGCAGUCAUGUUAGCUUGCAGGCACCAAGCGGUCAUAUGUGGGGUACUUUUCGUUUAGAGCGCGAAGACGGCCACACUUUUGAUUGUAAGAUACCUCCAUUUUCUCUGGAGAGUAAACCAGAAGAACCAAAUACUGGAUUAUCAUCCAACACCGGAAAUAAUAGUGGCGGCAAUGUUGGGGGUAAGCCGGAUAAUAUGGAAUAAUAUAUUAAAUUUAUGGUACUGUUGUGCUAAGCAUCUGACACACAUCUUAAUGGAUACAAAACAACAAUCGCUCUAUUUUGGUAACGGAAGUUGAUUUCAAUAUUCAAUAAGUAGUUAUGUUAUGUCUAUUUGUAUGUGAAAAAAUGUCUAUAUAUGCAUAAAGCUAUUUCAACAACUUAAAUAAUAAAUUAAA
Ceratitis capitata (Mediterranean fruit fly) is the source of this 1595-nucleotide messenger RNA. It is a transcript of the gene POLDIP2, whose product is annotated as polymerase delta-interacting protein 2. The transcript is spliced from 4 exons. The record is from RefSeq and is a predicted model, not a curated record. Gene Ontology annotation, biological process: error-free translesion synthesis. Lineage: Eukaryota; Metazoa; Arthropoda; Insecta; Diptera; Tephritidae. Gene Ontology annotation, molecular function: DNA binding. Gene Ontology annotation, cellular component: mitochondrial nucleoid; nucleus. Bases 155 to 1402 code for a protein of 415 amino acids.